AAAAAAACAAAACAAAACAAAAAAAAACUAGCAAGCUUUGUGCAAUGCCUAAGACAGUGCUGAUUUUAAGGUUUUAUUAAUAAAAGGACUUUUUCAAUUAUUUCUUUCAGUGCCAUUAUGUCCUUCAUCAAAGCCAUGACAUCUCAACUGGAUUAUUAUUACAACUGUGAUUUUCCCCCUAGCCACUUGCGCAAAUUUGCUUGGGGAAAAAUUCAGGACAAUGCCCCUGAUGUGUAUUACUUACUGUCAAAAAUGCACUUUGAUAAAGACACACUUAAUGAACUCUUUCACAAACACAAGGAUGGUGGAGGUAAUUUGACUAGCCAGGAAGUUGCUUGUGACUGGGUACGCGAGACUAGAGAUAUCUGGUUGUCAUGGCUCCCUCCUGGGAGUCUGAAUAAGGUGCCAGUUUAUCUUGGAGGGAUGUUUCCAUUGUCAGUCAGUGAGGAUGCAGUGUGGAGCAGGCCUGGAAUUCUGCAGGGAGCAUUGAUGGCUCUAGAGGAAAUCAACCAAGAUUACAAGAUUCUCAAUAAUUACAGCUUGGAGCUCAUCAUAGAGGACACACAGUGCAAAACAGCUCUCAUUCUCAAUGCAUUCAUCGAGUUUAUGUCACAGGUGCACAAUAAAUCCAUAGUGGGCAUCUUAGGCCCGGCCUGCUCAGUUCAAACUGAGAUAAUUGCUGAAGUUGCACCUAUGUACAAUACGAUCAUCAUGGGAUACAGUGUGGAAGGUGUUGCACUGGCAGAUCGCGACAAAUACCCACUAUUCUUUAGAACCUCUCCAAGCUAUGCUGAGUUUAAAUAUGCCUAUGCUACUGUGUUUGAGUUCUUCAAAUGGAAGCAGUAUCAUACCUCACAUGACUAA
Molecule: messenger RNA, 864 nt
Organism: Orbicella faveolata
Lineage: Eukaryota; Metazoa; Cnidaria; Anthozoa; Scleractinia; Merulinidae
Biological process (GO): multicellular organism development; protein phosphorylation; positive regulation of kinase activity
Cellular component (GO): ATP-binding cassette (ABC) transporter complex; plasma membrane; signaling receptor complex
Molecular function (GO): transmembrane transporter activity; ATP binding; transmembrane receptor protein tyrosine kinase activity
Source: RefSeq, a predicted model, not a curated record